AUAUGGCCCAGUGUUCUGAAUGAGACCUUUUUGUAAAGCAAUUGCCUGGUGAGCAAAAGUGCUAACAGCUUCAAUCGUACGAUUAUCUUCUCAAAGUUGCGACGAGAGUUGAAGUUAGUUGAUCGCCAGUGCUAUCUGUGGUGAUUUCCUAUCAGUAUAAUCAUGGCAGGAGCAGGACCUCCGAUGAAGCUUUUCGAUGCGUUUGCGGACGCCAAGACAGAGGGCGAAGCUGGUGCAGGCGCAUCUGGAGUCGGCGGAGUGGUGCACAUCCGUAUUCAGCAGCGUAACGGACGCAAGACUCUCACGACGGUACAAGGUCUGAGCGAUGAGUACGACAAGAAGCGCAUUGUCAGAGCGCUCAAGAAGCAAUUUGCAUGUAACGGAACCGUUGUAGACCACUCAGAGUACGGAGAGGUUAUCCAGCUGCAGGGAGACCAGAGAAACAACGUAUGCCAGUUUUUAACAACAGUCGGACUCGUCAAAGAAGAACAAUUGAAAAUCCACGGUUUCUAAAUCUACUCCAUAUUUUGUGCAUACCUUGCUCUUUUUUUUACAACCAUAAGUACCUGAUGAAAACAACAUAGUUGAAAAGUGCAGUGCUUCCUGCUGUCAUGUCGGAGCUGUGAGUGAGUGUGUGUGUGUGUGCUUGUGUGCGUGUGUGUUUGGAAGGAGUGCAUGGAUAUUGCAGCCUAUCUCUUCGCCGUUCUCAUCAUCGUCGCAGUGCUGUACAUAGCUGGCAUGGUAGCAUUAGCAGCAGGUAAAGAACCAGAGAUUGCGUUUCUGACAUUCGUGGGCUUCAUCGAAUCUCCUCUAUUUCUGUUAAUAGGCUUCUGGAUGCCUUUACUAUGCUUUGCAGGCGGGUCAUGUCUGCAGUCCAAUGCAUUGUUCAGCUGUCAGGUCAUGCUUUGUGUUGCUGUGACUACUUCAGUAGUACUUUGAAGGGUGGAAUGGGCUUUUAUAUUUCACUUCAUCCGUGCUGCCACUGCUUUAACUUUCUUCGGUACUUUUAUGGUUGUGACGCUGUUGCUUGGUUUGGUCCAUCCGCUUUGUAUUGGGUGAACAACGCACGCUGCUGUGGUGCCUGUCCUUGCUGUUCAAUACUCGACUGUUGGCAGCACGCUUUACUACCGUACUAGUUGCACUGUUUGCUGGUUGUCUUCAUGAUUGCAGCUUAGGAAUACUGCUACGACAAAGCGUGCCACGGGUAUGCACUUUA
Molecule: messenger RNA, 1216 nt
Organism: Sycon ciliatum
Lineage: Eukaryota; Metazoa; Porifera; Calcarea; Leucosolenida; Sycettidae
Product: eukaryotic translation initiation factor 1b-like
Exons: 3
Coding region: 163-513 (116 amino acids)
Biological process (GO): translational initiation
Cellular component (GO): eukaryotic 43S preinitiation complex
Molecular function (GO): translation initiation factor activity; RNA binding; ribosomal small subunit binding
Source: RefSeq, a predicted model, not a curated record